This is a messenger RNA of Mus caroli (Ryukyu mouse), 716 nucleotides long. The record is from RefSeq and is a predicted model, not a curated record. NCBI's taxonomy places the organism in Eukaryota, Metazoa, Chordata, Mammalia, Rodentia, Muridae.
GGCGCGCCCAGCUGCAGACGAGCGUCAUGGCUGCUUGGAGACCGCCCCGGGUCGAGGAGCUGCUGGCCGAGGCCCGCCGGGCCUUCAUGGAGGAGUUUGGAGCCGAGCCGGAGCUGGCCGUGUCGGCGCCGGGCCGCGUCAACCUCAUCGGGGAGCACACGGACUACAACCAGGGCCUGGUGCUGCCCAUGGCACUGGAGCUUGUGACCGUGAUGGUUGGCAGCCCCCGGACAGAUGGGCUUGUUUCUCUUCUCACCACUUCCAAAGAUGCAGACGAGCCCCAGAGACUGCAGUUCCCACUGCCCUCAGCCCAGUGGUCCUUGGAGCCUGGAAUCCCACAGUGGGCCAAUUAUGUCAAAGGAGUGAUUCAACAUUACCCAGCUUCCCCGCUCGUUGGCUUCAGUGCAGUGGUGGUCAGCUCAGUGCCCCUGGGGGGUGGGCUUUCCAGCUCAGCUUCUCUGGAAGUGGCCACGUACACCUUCCUCCAACAGCUCUGCCCAGACUCGGGGGCAAUAGCUGCCCGGGCCCAGGUGUGUCAACGGGCUGAGCACAGCUUCGCAGGGGUGCCCUCUGUCAGAAUGGCUAAGGUCAGUAACACAUGUGACAGCUCUGCUGCUGAGGCUGUGGUACAAGGGGAGCGCUCCUCCACUGCUGGUGGAAAUACAAACCUGCACAACCACUGUGGAAAUCAAUAUGACAGCUUCUCAGAAGACUGA